AUGUCGAACCUCUUUUCCGGCAUUAACGCUCGUUUCCGAGGAGGUAAACCCUCUUCUGGUUCUCAAAAGAGCCCAACUGGUUCUACCGCCAGCCAGCCUCCCCCUCCAGAGCUGCCCAGAGAAGGGAGCCAAUCUUCGGCUACUUUGGCCCCCAAGGUUCCUCCUCUGCCAAACUCCCCUUCGCUUGCUCAGACCAUUGGCAUGGACGACUCCAGUGGCGUUAUGAGCGGCGACGAACUCAUCAACUCCUAUCACCUUCCACGACCUCUUCCUCUGUGGCUCAACGCCCAGUACGCCAAGCACAUCGUUAAGGGUAAUUUUAUGACAUUGAGUGCUCGGCCCAAGACUGUCGAGCAAGGCGAGUGGAUUGCUCAUCAAGUCGUUGAGCAUUAUCGCAAUCUAUGGAACUUUGUCCGAGUUAUUCACGAGAAGGAGGAUGAUGGUACAGCUGUCUGCAACUCAACUAGCUGCCCGCGCAUGUCGGCUGGAGCGAACCACUCCUUUACUUGGCUCAACCGAAACAGAGAGCCUGUUGAGCUCCCUGCCUCUGAGUACAUGACUCUUAUGCAGCGAUGGAUCUCUGGCAAGAUCGACGACACUAACAUCUUCCCAACUGACCCCUCUGGUGUCUCGUACGCCCACAACCCCUCCAUCACCACCACACCUUUGUCCCAGCUCUCAAACCCCGGUGAGCCUGAGUACAUCGGAAAGCGUUCAGGUUUCCCAGAUAAGUUCGUCGACAUCUGUCAGAUGAUCUUCCGCCAAAUGUUCCGAGUCUACGCUCACCUUUACUGGGCUCACUUCUCCGAGCCUUUCUACCACCUCAACCUCGAGAAGCAACUCAACAGUUGCUUCUCUCACUUCGUCCUGACCGCUACCGCCCUGGAUAUGCUCAAGCCCGCUGAGCUGGAGCCCAUGCAGCCAUUGAUCGAUCUUUGGGCUGCCAACGGAACCUUCCCUCCCGAGUCCAAGGCAUACGAGUAUUCCAACAUCCGAGCCGGCGAACGACUCCUGCAGCUCUCCACUGCCCCCCAAUAA
Messenger RNA from Fusarium sp. VM40, 1038 nucleotides. Lineage: Eukaryota; Fungi; Ascomycota; Sordariomycetes; Hypocreales; Nectriaceae. The record is from the annotation of a GenBank genome assembly.